Messenger RNA from Neltuma alba, 1503 nucleotides. Its product is annotated as aladin. The transcript has 14 exons. Gene Ontology annotation, molecular function: protein binding. The record is from RefSeq and is a predicted model, not a curated record. Bases 52 to 1401 code for a protein of 449 amino acids. Gene Ontology annotation, biological process: nucleocytoplasmic transport. Gene Ontology annotation, cellular component: nuclear pore. Lineage: Eukaryota; Viridiplantae; Streptophyta; Magnoliopsida; Fabales; Fabaceae.
AUCCGAGCUAAAACCCUACAGUCCCCCUACCUUCCAAAAAUCCGUUCAGACAUGCCUUCCUUCCCUCCUCCUGGUUCUGUCACCGUCUGCGAAGUCAAUCGCGACCUAAUUACUGCCGAAACCCUCUCGGACGAUCGAGCAAAGGACACCUACGGGAAGCUUCUUGGGUUGGUGUUUAGCCCAGUGCCAUUUCAGCUAGAGCAGCUCUUAUCACCGCCUUCUGAUAAUGAUGCUGAACAAGAUGGAAGAACUGAUGGCGAUGGGGUCCAAAGAAAAGGUCUAUUGGCUAUCUUGCAACGGCUAGUUAAUGAGUCCUUUAGACGCCUUUUUCGCCCUAAUGAUGUGCAUUUGCUACCAGAGGUUGAUGUUCAAGGAGUAAGCUGGCACCAGAAUAAGCAUAUAAUUGCGUUUAUCUCUGGGCCAAGUCAAGUUAUACUUCGUGACUAUGAAGAUUCAGAAGGGAAGGAUCCAAUCAUGUUGGCCAAUGAGUACCAGAGAGAUGUUAGAGUACUUGAAUGGAGGCCUAAUGGUGGCCGGAUGCUCUCUGUGGGAUGCAAGGGCGGAAUAUGCAUUUGGGCUGCUUCUUAUCCGGGGAAUGCAGCAUCUGUUAGAUCUGGGGCAGCUUCCUUUGUAGGAAGUUUAUCAAGGGGCACCGGAAUUCGGUAUAUCCUGGCAGAUUUUCUUCGCAGUGAGGACAAUGAACAUAUUAGCGCUCUUACAUGGAGUCCAGAUGGAAGAUACUUGGCUUCUGCUUCAUAUGAGAGCUCCUCCUUCACCGUCUGGGAUGUUGCUCAAGGUGUCGGGACACCAAUUCGGCGGGGAUUAGGGGGCAUAUCAAUGCUGAAGUGGUCACCUACUGGAGAUUACUUCUUUGCCUCCAAAUUUGACGGAACGUUUUAUCUCUGGGAGACAAACACUUGGGCAUCUGAACAAUGGUCAUCAACCAGUGGAUUUGUAAAGGGUGCAACAUGGGAUCCUGAUGGGCGCAUGAUACUGCUUGCUUUUUCAAAAUCUUCAAGCUUGGGAUCUGUUCACUUUGCAUCAAAGCCUCCCUCAUUAGAUGCACAUCUGUUACCAGUUGAUUUGCCAGAAAUAAUGUCACUGACGGGCAGUCUUGGCAUUGAAAAGAUAGCUUGGGAUAAUUCAGGCGAGCGAUUGGCUGUUUCCUUUAAAGAUGGAGAUGAGGUUUACAGAGGCCUGAUUGCCAUAUAUGACACUAGAAGGACUCCUCUGAUAUCUACGUCACUAAUUGGAUUUAUCAGAGGCCCUGGCGACAAUCCAAAGCCAAUGGCAUUUUCGUUCCAUGGAAGAUUUAAACAGGGGCCAUUGCUUUCUGUGUGUUGGAGCAGUGGAUUUUGUUGUACAUACCCCCUAUUAUUUCGUUCCCAUACGCUACCAUAGUGAGGAUGGAGGGGGGGGGGGCUACACCCGGUUUGAUGUUGAUAUUCAUUUGCUUGACGUUUCCGGUUAACCCAUGAGGAAAGCACUCUCUCUCUCUCUCUC